ACUGCGCGGCCGUAAGAGUGCCAUAUUUUCGCAAGAUUUAGAUUUUUUUUCAAACAAGAGUGGAAACGCCGGCAACACGAAUUGCGAAUGCCUCCUCUAAAAAAUACAUUUGCAUGCCACAGCGAGUUCAACUCGAGUGAUUCAGUCAGUCGGCAGGCCGUACAAAAAACGCCUAGUGUAUUCUGAAGCACAGCACUGUGACUUUGGAAUAACCUCUUCAACCGUGCGCGAGGAUUGUUUGAAGAAGAAAACGACAAAACUCUAUUUCGACGCCACUCAAACUUUUCCGGGAAUGGUAGGAGAAGUUACAAGCAGGGGUGUGCCCUCGGUGACACUUUGGGGUUGAUUAUUUCGUUAAAUAAUCUUCAGUUAUGGGAUUAAACAUCUCGGCUGGGCGGACAUUGCAAGAGGAAGGAUCACUGGAUGCCAGAAAUGAUGAUAAGAUUGUUAAAUACAUGAAGGAUGUGAUAAAUGGGGACAAUGUUCAUGUAUCCAGAGAGGAUGACGAAGACCCUUUCUUUGUCUUAGAUCUGAAGGAUGUGGAGAAGAAGCACCACCUAUGGAAGCAGGAGUUUCCAAAUGUGCAACCAUUCUAUGCUGUUAAAUGCAACUCCAACAGAAGAGUACUAGAAAUGUUAGCUAUACUUGGAGCUGGUUUUGAUUGUGCGAGCAAGGUAGGCAUGAACGGCGGAGUUACAGCAGGUGCUUGAUCUAGGCGUUCAGCCUAAUAGGAUCAUAUAUGCACACCCAUGCAAAGCCAAAUCACACCUCAUGUUCGCCAAGGAGAACGAUGUCCGACUCAUGACGUUCGACAACGAGGACGAGCUCGUCAAAAUAAAAGAAGUCUUUCCAAAAGCGAGGUUAGAUCGACAAAAGAUGUUACGUUAUCACAUUUAGGUGCACUUCUUUCAGGUUUUUUUUUCAAACUUGCUUCUUAGUUUUCAUUUUGAAAAAGGAAAUUUCCUUUUUGUUUGUUUCGAAUUACCACCAUUUAAUAUACCUGCCAUAUGCUGUUAUACUAACUACCACCAUGAUUACGGCCAUGACAAGGCAGAUUUGUAAAAUAAGGAGGACAAUAAACUGAUAAACAUUUAUUGACAGAUCUUCUCUUGGUCUUACUGGUGGUUUCGGAAAUAUGCUGGCAAGAUGACAUCAUUUUAAUCUGUUAAAAGAAAUGCCUUACAUCUAAGUUUCAUUUGCACUUGUCAAUUGAUAAGAGUUCAAAUCAAUCGAAUUAGGUUCAUGUAAAUUUUCAACAAAACUGGAUGAAUAUUGACGAGGAAUGGUGGUAUUGGAAUAAUUAUAGUACUUAUUUUCAAGGGACUCAUGGGAGAUGACGUCAUCCGUUUUCUCAUUGCUAAUCCAUGAUGGCGUAUAUCAUAUCAUCGGGGUCCCCGAUCCCGAUUUUUUUCUUUAAAAAUGUAUUUUCUUUUAUCUGACUGUAUACCUACGUCAAUUGAGGACUUUCCAAUUAGCCUACAAUAUACGAUAAUUCUUCGGAAUAUUUUUUAACGUUUUUUGUGUAAGAUUUUUUAAGGGUUUAUCAAGUGUGCUAAACAAGUUGAUUUAGUACCGUACAGAUGCUGAUAAUAAAUAAUGGUGAUAAAUGUGUUCAGAUGUUUAUAAAGCAAUCUAUAGCAAUUAAUUUAUAAUUAGAGUUCGUAUUCAUACUCAAGUUUACAAGUAGGCUUAUCCCACUCACAUGACCUGUAUAUAGAUUAGCUGUUUGAAUUAUAAUGCCGGGAUCAUAUGUCAAUGAAAUUCAGUAUAUAUUAUAUAUAUAUUGUGAAAGAAAUGGACGAAGAGAAAAAUGGUAGGCGUAGCUUAAAUCAAGGAUCCCCAGAGCUAUC
This is a messenger RNA of Lytechinus pictus (painted urchin), 1850 nucleotides long. Its product is annotated as ornithine decarboxylase-like. NCBI's taxonomy places the organism in Eukaryota, Metazoa, Echinodermata, Echinoidea, Temnopleuroida, Toxopneustidae. The record is from RefSeq and is a predicted model, not a curated record. Gene Ontology annotation, cellular component: cytoplasm. Gene Ontology annotation, molecular function: ornithine decarboxylase activity. The transcript is spliced from 4 exons. Bases 372 to 710 code for a protein of 112 amino acids.